Messenger RNA from Drosophila biarmipes, 2780 nucleotides. RefSeq lists its product as uncharacterized. The coding region runs from base 396 to 1181 and encodes 261 amino acids. The record is from RefSeq and is a predicted model, not a curated record. The transcript has 6 exons. NCBI's taxonomy places the organism in Eukaryota, Metazoa, Arthropoda, Insecta, Diptera, Drosophilidae.
CAGCGAGAGCGCACGUGCGACUGCCCCGCCCCUUCCAGCUGCCUCCCAAAAGCGCGAGCGAAUUUUUGGCGCGCACUUUUGUGAACGUUCAAUUGCAUCAAUUAUUUGGCAUUUUUUUUAGUGCUUUACCAGGAGCCCUUUUUUGUGGUUGAGGUUGCGUGUGUGCGGCUGUCGAAAUUAUUAUUGUAAUCGCAGAUGUAACCUGGCCCGUGAGUGUGUGGCUAAUUGCAGGGCGCACUUGAAAUAUUCAUGGGGCAAGUGCAGCGACAAAGGGCUGAAUAAUUCACCAGAACUACUUGUUUUUUUGCUCACACCGCCUUGCGGGUGUGCGAGUGGCUGCCAGGAGGUGAAAACAAAAAGCCGGCGAUCCGACGAACAUGUAAAUCGAAGCUCAAAUGGCAGCGAGCAACAAGCCCCGGUACAGGAACAAAUCCCUCGGCGCCGCCCUGGAGUGCCUCCUGCACCUCGUCCUGUUCGCCAGAGUUGUGCAUCUGGAGGUUUUGGCCGAGGAGGUAACCACUGCAGCAAGUCUGUCCGAAGAAUGGGGCUCUGGAUGGCGGGGCACCAAUUUCCUGGUCGAGGUCGAACAAACCGCGCCCAUUUCGCCACCCUCGUCGGCGUCCUCGAAUGGCAGCGAGGACUACAUCGGGGAGCUGGGCAGCCAGGAGGUGGACGAGGGAUUCACAACAGGUGCCACCACAGGGGCCUCCAAUGCCACGGCCGUGGAAACAGGACCCAAGAUCAUUGUGCGCACCGAGGAGGUCCUGAUUGUGGGCCUGGUCCUGGUGCUAUGGGUGGGCGCCAUCAUGCUCUUCUUCAACCGCUGGGGCAAGAUCCGGAUGCUGGAGCCGUACCAGCCCAAGUUCCAGCAGCAGCACCGCAGUUCCUGUCCGCUGGUCGACUUGGAUGCGGUCACCACGCACCAGCGCUCCUCCGUGUCGCGGAUGUCGAUGGGCAUGGUGCACAAUCUCAAUAUGCCGACGUGUCAAUUUGCGGCCUAUAAUCCCAACAUGUAUGCCAAGGGCUACGCCUCGCAUGUUUCGGCGUCGCGUCCCCGCCAGAACUCGGUGUUCGUGGGGGCCAGCACCAGCCACUACCUAAUGCCGAGGCCCCCGAGAAAGACCCGGUCGGCGAUGGACCUGCACUCCAUGGUUCUGGACGAGAGCGCCGAGCAGGUGUAGGACUCCAGGGGGCGUCCCGUGGUUAGGUUCCAAGGCUCUGUGGGAGCCAGUCAGUGUGUAAGUCGUCGCGGUGUGAGUGCGUGUGUGAGGUCCAUAUUCUUCGAGUGUUUCAAACAAAAUGUCGCAGGAGUGCACGCAAAUCACUUGGUGAGGCGCCCGAGAGCAUGCUACGAAAUAUUUUCCGCGUUCAACUUUUCACAGCAUACUUUUAACCACCUUCCCAAUUGCUUUUAAGCCUUUUCAGAUUUCUGGUGUAUAUUUGUAUAAAAUAUAUCAAAAACUGUUGAAGAAAAUCUUAACUAAAAGUUUUCAAAGCGCUGGUCUGCGUAGACAACCUUUAAAGCAUGCCUUUUGACAUCACGACGGCGAUUUUUAAACUCAAAAGAUGUUCUAAGACACAAAAAAUACCAGAACAAUUAAUAACAGUUUAAACACUAGAAGAGAAUGGAUUUAGUCGUAGUAAAAAUGCGGUUUUCUUUUAUAUUCGGGUGCCUGCAAUGGAGGGAGCAAGGAAUGAAAGGUGGAAUAGCACUGUCCAAUAUUUGCAACUACUUAUAUUUACCACUCACAACUAACUCUAUGCCAUUUCCUAACUAUCUCUGUCGCACACAUAUUUAUUUCUGUGCUGGCACAGAGUCAAUUUGAGUCAAUUUUAUUUAGGACCACCAAACACACACAAUUAUCAGCUAAAUAUGCCGAAAAUAUGUAGAAGUAUCUAUCUUAGCGUAUUCUUAGCCCUAUCCAGUUUUACUCAACGUAGUCUAUGCCUAACCCGAUUCUUCUAGCGUGUUUCUACUACCUACUACACAACUACUGCUAUUGGAUGCCAGAGCAAAUUGUUAAAUACCCAUAUGUGUACACUUAAAGUAAAUAAAUGUAUCCGCGAAACUCUUUAGUUUGUAAGCCCAAAGCUCAAAAGCCGAUCAGCAUACAACUCCAAACUUGACCAAGUUCCCGAAUCGACAUGUUUUUUAAUCGAUUUUUUUUUUAAGCACCUCUGUAUUGCACUCUCAAAUGUAUCGUAGCUUAAGUAACUUCGACCAACAAAACAAGAAGAGUAUGAGUGUUGUAAGCAGAUGGAUCGGAAAACGAGGGUAGGGGAUAGAAAAUAUGAAAGUGGUGUGGAAAAUGAACAACUAACUAACGAAAGCUUUAAAUUCCUUGGGUCUCCUGGGGACCUGCAAACCAAAAACCCAUCCAGAUCGAAGUAAACUAAACCAAAGCUGAGAAUUAUACUUUAGGCCUAAGAUAACUACAGGUGCGUGUAAGUCACUACCAAAAAGUCUAGUGGCAAUAUGUGGAUCAAUGUACACUUUACCAAAACCAAAGGAAUAUAACCUCAACUUAACGAUAACUCACGCAGUCAGACAUUUUUCCUCACAACUCAGAAAACCAAAGAAAAACGAAUGUUGAAUAUUAAUGUUUAAUUAACUUGUUUACAAUAUUUACAAGGCCUGAGCAAAACCAAUUAUAUAUACACUCGUGUAAUAUAUCAAAAACCAAACUAUGUAUACAUAAAAUAUAUAUACAUGUAUGUAUAAACCAAAAACAAUUAUAUACAUUUUGAUGAAUUCGAUUAAAAACUAUAUUUGAAGCGAA